AUGAAUGGAUGUCUGGAGAGGACUAAUGGAUCUCAGAGUCUUGAAAGACUACUAUAUGAACAUGGAGGCUGUGUUCCAUCCAUAAAGUGCUUUGAGAAAGUUGGUGGGUCAUGGAAGGAGAUUAAUUAUAGUGAGUUUGACAAUAAAGUAGAUGAGCUCAAAAACAAGCCAAAUGGAAAUACUUCAGAUACUACUACAUAUCAGGGAAGUACUUCUACCGGAAGACAAGAUGUUACCAUUACUGUAAAAAGAACUAUCAACCCUCUUGGAUCUGACUUCCUCAUGUAUGAACAUACUCUUGAGACUGAAGGAGAAUUCAUACUAAAGGAAGUUAAAGACGAUGAUGGGAAUUCUACUAACGGGAUUCCUCUGAACAAUGGCGCUAAUGUCUCAUCAGUUUCUGCCUAUUACUGGAGGCAUGAAAAGGAUGGUGGUGGCCUACCUACUAAGGCCCUCAUAGUAGGAGUGACCACAACUGAUAGAGGAACUAACUACCACGUUAAUAUAAAUGAUACUGGUGUUAACAAGUGGAUUGAACUUAAGGGAGGUACUCAACCUCCACUCAUUAAUAAUGACCUUGAAAGGACACUGGAUGACCUAGUUUGUUCGAACUAUAAUGAAGUUAUAGUAGAUCUUAGCAAAGGGACAUCUAUGGGUAAUAGGGAGCCGUAUUGUUGCCGUUGUCAUGGUAUUAAGGAUGGUAUUGAUCAACGGAAGAUCACUGUUACUCAUGUACAAGUUUCUUGCGUACAUCAAAAGUCUGUUACCAUUUGCAAACACACCGUUAACCCUGGAUAUAGAGUUGCUGCAAUAAGUAAUAGAAGACGUAUAAAGUCUUCAAAUUUGGACUUUCCAAUCUCCAACAUAAAAUCAGUCUCUGCCUUUUAUUGUAAUCACAACCCAGUACUCAUCUAUAUCGAAUGUGGAGAAUCAGCUGAAGGCUGGUAUAAGAAGCCUACUGGUAGUAGUAGUACAGAUGAACAGUGGAAAAAAGUCUUGCCUGACCUCAACAGUAUAACACCAGAAAACAUUAUAGACUGUGGGAAAUAUAACCAACUUGUGAAUGCAUUAAAGGAGUUUAAAUCUGACUAUCAAACAUGCAGUGAGAAAUCUAAAUCCUCAUCUCCACCUAAGCCAGAUAGUGGCUCUGAAAAUAAAGGCGGUGUAGCAAGAUCAGACUCUGCUGCUGGUCCUUCUGGACCUGGACCUAAUGGUAUGAAUGGCAGAGAUGGUAAACAAACUGUUAAUAGUGCUGAUAGUGUUGGUACUGUAGCUCAACUUACUGCUAGUCCAUCUAGUGGCUCUCAUACUGAUCCUGAUGGUAAUGCUGAUGGAGCUACUAAAGUUGCUCAACAAGAUGGAACUCCUCAAUCUGAUGAUAGUGGAAGUGGUGGAAGAUCAGACUCUGGUCUUAGUUCUAGUGAAGAGAAAUUCAAACUUACUCCUGGUUCUCUAGUUGUUGAUACUAGUCCUGAUGGUCGACCUCGUGCUGCUGUUCUAUCUACUUUUGCUGAACCCUUACCUCAAGUACAAGAAACUGUUUCUGGUGUUCUUACUGGUGAAAGUGGUAUACCUGGAUCUCCUGAUGCUCUUGCUACUGCUGCUCCUGGAGCUGCUACUCAACUUCCUGCUACUGUUACUACUACUGAUGAUACUACUAAUGCUACUAGUCAAGUCUCUCCUACCACUGCUGCUCAAACUCUUGCUACUGUUACUGAAGUUACUCCUACUUCUGAACCUGUUGCUCCUCCUACUACUUCUAAUUCUACUUCUACUUCUUCUACCUGGAUUAAGGCGGUUUCAGGAACUGGUGCUUCAGCUCUUGGCACAGGAGGUGCUGGUUGGACAGCCUGGAAAGUAUUUCAAUCUCUUUUCCUUGACGUAUUUCCACGUUUAAUAUGA
Theileria equi strain WA is the source of this 1902-nucleotide messenger RNA. RefSeq lists its product as hypothetical. The record is from RefSeq and is a predicted model, not a curated record. NCBI's taxonomy places the organism in Eukaryota, Apicomplexa, Aconoidasida, Piroplasmida, Theileriidae. The transcript has 2 exons. The coding region runs from base 1 to 1902 and encodes 633 amino acids.